Molecule: messenger RNA, 346 nt
Organism: Batrachochytrium dendrobatidis JAM81
Lineage: Eukaryota; Fungi; Chytridiomycota; Chytridiomycetes; Rhizophydiales
Exons: 2
Coding region: 1-252 (83 amino acids)
Cellular component (GO): mitochondrion
Source: RefSeq, a predicted model, not a curated record
AUGUAUAUUACACAGGAGGAACUGAACAAGACCCAAAUUCCAUUGCAAUGGCGAGAUUAUUGUGUGCAUCUGCUUUCUGAACUGAAUCAAUGUCGUCGUGAAAGUUACUUUGCUCCAUGGAAAUGUGUAGAGGAAAAACUGGCCUGGCAAAAAUGUCAAUAUGACGACUAUCAUCGGCGUAUGCGCAAACUUGAAAAACGAAAGAUUGCAAAGGAAGAAGAACGUUUGGCUGCUGCUGUUUCGGAUAUCUAAGUUGAACACUAGUUGAUUCAACUCACAAUAUUACACUAGUUUAAAUGUGUGGUGACCAUCAAAAUCAAAUGAAAUCACCCAACACAUCUACGUA